This is a messenger RNA of Boleophthalmus pectinirostris (great blue-spotted mudskipper), 3061 nucleotides long. RefSeq lists its product as uncharacterized. The record is from RefSeq and is a predicted model, not a curated record. NCBI's taxonomy places the organism in Eukaryota, Metazoa, Chordata, Actinopteri, Gobiiformes, Gobiidae.
CACUGAGCACUUCCCCUUUUAGAGAAAUGAAGAGUCUGUGUGUAAAUAUAUAGUAUCACUGAGCCCUGUGGUUUCACACGGCGGAGGCUGACAGCGCUGCACCGGCCAGGACCUGUCACGUCACAUCAGAAAGAUUCCUUCAAAAUGUCUACCUGUCUGUUUUGCUUGCUCCUACUUGUGAAUGUCUCCUCCUCCAACAUAAAGACCCUGGACUCCCCCAGAGCUCUUCAGGACAGCGGCUUCGGUCGCCCCCCGCCGCGGCACGGACUCCCCCUGCUGAAAUGGUACGUGAAAGCCUGUCUGGACAACAACAUGGUAGCUCUGUGUCGCCCCGAUAAAGGAGAAUACGGAUUUCACGAGUUUACAAACCACGGGCGAGACCCACUCCUGCCACCGAUCAAAGACAAAAGACAAUAUACAUAUUUCACGCUGGGAAACUUACACUAUCCUCAAGCAGAAAAUUUGCCUUACGACGUUCGGAAGUACUACAACCCCAAGGAUCCCAAAAGCAACCAGGACAGAGUGCUGGUGAAAUAUAAUAAUAAUAACAGAAGGAUCGAGGAGAUUUACGCGUCAGCUCAUUAUUAUCCUAAAGAGACAUACAAGAUCGGGCCUCAUCUGCUGAAUUAUCUGAGAAGAUUACGGCAAAUGCAGAUCGCUACAGAGCUACAGAUCUGCAGAUAUAGGGAUAGAGCGUCUUACAGUUAGAGCAGUGCCUACAGUUAGCAUCACACCCUCAGAGAAUGUUGAUGAAAUUAUACCUAACUAUAUAGUUUUUAGAAGAUUUAAAGUGCCUAUAGGUUGGACUACUCAUUUGACUAAAACACAUCAUUAUAUUUAAGAUUUUACCUUGCAGCUGUGUGAUAUACUGGACCAAAACUCUUCUAAUAUGCACAGGAGUUAUUAUUUGACAAAUAAAAUUGUUCAAAAAGAACUACUUUGUUGAAAUCAUGUUUAAAGUGUCAAAAAAAGAAAAAAGAAAAAUGUGUUUCUUUCUUUUAUACUUUAACUUCUUGGGUUCAAGACAAUGCAGUAAAGUGUAUUUACCUUGUUGACAUGUUUCUGCUGCUGCAUCUUCACAACUGUCUCUGUGUUGGUGGUGACGUGUCGUAUAUCAGCUGCUCCCUGCGGCCAACGGCAGAGAAAUAGAGUCCAGCCCCCCUCAAGGAGUUGGGUUCCAGAGCCCAAACUGUGCGUGGAGGUGAGGAUGAUUAUAUCUAGUCGGUAACGCUCAACCUCCCGCACAAGCUCAGGCUCCUCCCCCCCAGCGAGGUGACAUUCCAUGUCCCCAGAGCUAGUCUCCAUGUCCAGAGAUCUGGUCGUCGAGACUCUCACCUUCAACUGCCCAGAUCUUCUUACACCGGCCCCAUAUGGCUCCUCCCGCAGGUGGUGGGCCCACGGAAGGGUGGCCCCACGUCGCUCCUUCGGUCUGUGCCCAGUCAGGCCCCGUGGGGGAAGGCCCGGCCACCAGACGCUCACUGUCGAGCAGCAACCCCAGGCCUGGCUCCAGGGUGGGGCCCUGGUAACACCAUUCCAGGUGACGUAGCUGACCUCUGUGUCAAACUCAUCAUGUGGGGCUUCUGAACCGUUCUUAGUCUGACCCGUCACCCCGGACCUGUUUGCCUUGGGUGACCCUACCAGGGGCAUGAAGCCCCCGACAACAUAGCUCCCGGGAUCAUUUAAUCAGAUAAAAUGGAGAUAGAAAUUAUAAAAGCAUAUAUAAUAUAUGUGCCAAAAUUACUGUAAAACACAAAUAAAUGUAGGAAAUGACAAAGAUUGUCUUGAUAUGGUCUUGACCUUUAAAAGUCUUGGUCUUGUCCCGGUUUCAACUCUCUGAGGUCUUGGUCUUGUCCUGGUCUCGGGACCCUGUGGUCUCGGACUGGUCUUGGUCUCGAUUAGUGCACUCUUGACUACAACACUAUUGUGGACCAUUCCAGGCAACAUCUCCAUGGAGAGAAUCUGGAAAGUUACACAGUGCAUCUUUAAGCCCUGUGAGGCGACUACUGUGGACGUGAAUUAAAAAGACCUUUGACGCUUAUGAAAUGUGAUUUGACAAGACUUUAGAGAAUUAUUUUCAACACAUCUGAUGCAAAAAUCCUUCAAAAAAUGUGUCCUGGCAAAACUGCAGUACAAGUCCAUAAAUCAAGUAUACUGUAGUUCUCAGCGUGUCCUCUUUCUAAGUACUGGCGUUAUAUUUCUGACAAUUUUUCUCUAUUUGAAGUCGAGAUUUCAAGCCAAAACAAAACUCUCGAGAAAGUUCACAAAGCGUUUAGCCCAAUAAGAGUUUGAAUGGAGGCAGUGGAUCACACAGUUGACCUUAAUGAGAUGUGAAAUGGCCAGAAGGUACCUCGAGUCAGACCCAAAGUGAGCGUUUUUAUGAUGACAAAGUACAAGCCCUGUGCAGUCCUCUCUCUCCACGCGGGAACACAUCCAUCUUACACCGCUCCCCGAACCCGCCGAAGAGACUGGACCAGGUUUAAGUUCACGCUUAAAUGACUCCCUGUUUAAACUGGCUUGUAACUCUGAGAAACACUUUAUUCAUCUUGAGUUUUUCUGGUUUAAAGGGCACAUAUUACGCUAUUUUCUGAUCUGUGUUAUAAUGUUUCCUCAUCACAAACAGAUCUGGAGUUGUGUUUUGUUUCAUUCAAAUGUUUAAUGCACAAAUCCUGCAUGUUUAGGCUGAGUUCUUCUCUCAAAUGCACAGUGUUGGGAAGGUUAUUUUUAAAAUGUAUUCAAAGCGAAGACGAGGAAAUCGUAACAUAAGAAGUUUUGUCUGCUAAAAAAAAAUAAAAAGCCCAGACUUUACUGAACCAAAUUAAAAAUAUUAUUGAUAGAAGAGGAAGAAACACGGCCCAUACAGUAUGAUUUACUCCUGGAUUAGUCCUGUUUUAGUCUUGGUUUAGUCCUGGUUUUAGACCUGUUUUAGUCCUGGUUUAGAUCUAUUUUAGAUCUAGUUUAGACCUGGUUUUAGUCCUUUUUAGUCCUGGUUUAGAGCUGGUUUAGUCCUGGUUUUAGUCCUGGUUUAGUCUUCAUUUUAGACCUGGUUUUAGUCCUGGUUUAG